This is a messenger RNA of Exophiala oligosperma, 495 nucleotides long. RefSeq lists its product as uncharacterized. Lineage: Eukaryota; Fungi; Ascomycota; Eurotiomycetes; Chaetothyriales; Herpotrichiellaceae. The coding region runs from base 1 to 495 and encodes 164 amino acids. The transcript has 2 exons. The record is from RefSeq and is a predicted model, not a curated record.
AUGAACCGCUUGACAUGCCGCUCCAGCUUGACGGGUCCCACCGGAAAACGUCGACACGAAUAUUCCAAAGCACACGACAGCUUGACAGGGUCGCACGGCCGGAAUAUCGAGGAAGGACAGACGUUGAUGCCGCUGUCACGCAGAGAUAUACGUGUAGGACGGCCUUCGCGUGUCGAGAAUGGUGUCCGCUCACCCAUCGUAUUCCCGUACACCGGGAUGGACGGAGACGAGAUGGUGGUUGCCAACAUUGCCUUCAUGACCACUCCUCGUAAUCGAAACGCGAUGCGCUGGAUGAAUGCCCAGUUUUUCGUGAUUGCUUACUGGAAACCUCCGGCCACUGGGCGCAUCACGAUGAUCCGCCUGAUGCUGGGCCAGGGCCAGUGCUAUCCAUCGGAGGCCGCUUCAUCGUCAUCACUAGGCCGGAAGAAGGAUGAGACGUGGCACACGGGCGUCUUUGGGGAGAGCAUCGAGGCAGCCUGGCAGCUGGGGGCGUAA